CUUCCCAACUUAAGUUGGUUAAUCAAAUAUAAUGUUUACCAAGCUAUUGUUAGGGUUAAUUUUGUGUUGGGGUGUGUCGAGUUUCCCUGACGGGGCUCCGAUCGACACGUGUGUAAAGAACCGUGCUAACCAGCCUAAUCACGGACAACAUAGGACUCAACCCUUGUCCAGUCUACCGUACAGGGUGCUCGCAUCGGCGCUGGUUUACGGCCCAAAUACUCCGGUCACAGUGACAAUAGAAGGAUCAGAGCCAUUCAAAGGAUUCUUCAUUCAAGCGCGUUCAGUGGAGCACGACAACUGGAUAGGGGCGUGGGAACCGGCUCCGAACACGACCAUACAUCCAGAAUGUUCGUCCAUCACACACGGUGACCCUGAGUUCAAGACGAGGGCUACUCUGUUAUGGAGAGCACCCCCUGAUGCACAUGGAAGGGUGUAUUUCACCGGCACUGUACUGAAGAACUACGGUACUUUCUGGUCCAACCUCAUCGCUGAAGCACCACAAGACCCAUCACAACUCCAGAUACUUGGGUGAAAGGAAUGUCAACUCUAUGCUUUUGGUGACAAUGUCGAAAUUGCUUCCAAAAGUGGUUGCUUUAAACGUUGUA
Molecule: messenger RNA, 605 nt
Organism: Spodoptera littoralis (African cotton leafworm)
Lineage: Eukaryota; Metazoa; Arthropoda; Insecta; Lepidoptera; Noctuidae
Source: the annotation of a GenBank genome assembly